AGAAUGUGGAGAAUUCGGGGAAUUUUCUUUGUGUUGAUGGCCGUUACUUAUUUUGGUCACACAUGGGGAAGAUCCCAACACAAAGCUUCGAGGGCUCGUCUUAUAGAAGAUAUAAGGAGAUUUUUGGAACUUGUCGAAAACGAGGCAAACCGGGUUGAAGAUCAGCGGGAAAAUGAGAGUGACAACCAGACAUAUAACGAAAACCAGAUACGUAACGAAAACGAAAUAGAUAGUAUGAACAUCGAUCCCGAUGACCCGAAUGAACAGCUGUUGUCCAGUUUUGGAGUAGUGGUGAAUGGUAAAGUCCUGCACUCAAAGGGGCUUCAUCCAGAAGAUUCCAAAAAGUUUAAGGAAGAGAAAUUGGAAAAAACAAUUGAGAGAAAAGAGGAAACGGACAAAGAAGGGGAGCCUGGAAAAGAGAAACGCCGCAGGAAGAGGAAUUUUGGACCGAGUUGGCCAAACUGGCCUAAGGCAAUAGUUCCCUACAUCAUUGAUAACAAUUUGAUUGCAAACAGAGGGUAUUUUCUGGAAGCUGUUGAGCUGUUUAAUAAACUCACGUGUAUUCGCUGGAAGCCCAGUUCACCUGAAGUAGCCACGGAAGUGGGGCACACCGGAUAUGUUCGAGUUAAAAACGGAUCAAGUUGUGGUUCUGGUGUGGGCUUCGGCGGAAAUGGAGAACACGUGCUAAGCUUAGCAGAACCCGGAUGUGGAUCGGUUGGUAUAGCGGUUCAUGAAAUGCUACACAGACUUGGACAAAGGCAUGAGCAUGUUCGAAGUGAUCGGGAUCGGUAUGUCAGAAUUGUCUGGAAAAAUAUGAAACCCGAUUCCAAGUAUCACUACUACAAACGCCUGACCUACAAUAGGAACCCAUACGAUAUAGGGAGCAUUAUGCAUACGAAUUUUGGCAGUUCGGUAGAACUAAGAGACAAAAACCUGAAAUUCCUUCACGCCCCAAACGGCCAGAUCCUCACCUACUACGACUUAAAGGAUGUCAUAGAUCAGUACGAAUGCACCGCUCAUUGUACUGCUCCUCCUGUCUGUGACAAUGGCGGUUACGUGAACGUCACGUGUAAGUGCACGUGUCCGGUGGGGUUUACUGGAACCACGUGUCAGACGGUGCUCACAGAUCCAGAUUGUGGUGGAUACGUUUAUCUUAAGGAGAAUGACCUUGUUUUAGAGCCAAACAAAGAUGUCACAGUUACUUCCCCUAAUUAUCCUGGCCCUAUUGGACAGGGCAAAAUCUGUAGAUGGGCAGUCAAG
This is a messenger RNA of Saccostrea cuccullata (small rock oyster), 1260 nucleotides long. RefSeq names its product blastula protease 10-like. The record is from RefSeq and is a predicted model, not a curated record. Gene Ontology annotation, biological process: proteolysis. The annotation marks the transcript as partial. Gene Ontology annotation, molecular function: zinc ion binding; metalloendopeptidase activity. NCBI's taxonomy places the organism in Eukaryota, Metazoa, Mollusca, Bivalvia, Ostreida, Ostreidae. The transcript is spliced from 12 exons.